Rhipicephalus microplus (southern cattle tick) is the source of this 833-nucleotide messenger RNA. Its product is annotated as peroxiredoxin-6. Gene Ontology annotation, biological process: cell redox homeostasis; cellular oxidant detoxification. Gene Ontology annotation, cellular component: mitochondrion; cytosol. The record is from RefSeq and is a predicted model, not a curated record. Gene Ontology annotation, molecular function: peroxiredoxin activity. Lineage: Eukaryota; Metazoa; Arthropoda; Arachnida; Ixodida; Ixodidae.
AUGGUGAACCUCGGGGACAUGUUUCCUAACUUCACUGUCGAGACCACGAUGGGCACCUUAGACCUUCACGAAUUCUUUAUGAACAGCUGGGGCAUCCUGUUCUCGCAUCCAUCGGAUUUCACCCCGGUGUGCACCACCGAGCUGGGCGCAAUGGCGAAGAUCCACUCCGACUUCGAGAAGCACAACAUCCGCGUCAUCGCCCUAUCUUGCAACUCUCUCGAGUCACAUAAGAUGUGGAUCAAGGACAUCAUCGCGUUCAACGACCUGCGCAUGAACAACCUGCCAUUUCCCAUUAUAUCGGACGAGAAACGCGAGCUGGCCGUGCAACUUGGCAUGCUGGAUCCCAUCGACAAGGACACCGAGGGCAUACCUCUUACAUGCAGGGCGGUGUUCAUCAUCGCACCUGACAAGAAACUGAAGCUCUCUAUGCUGUAUCCAGCCACCAGUGGCAGAAACUUUCCAGAAUUGUUUCGAGCGGUGGCAUCCCUGAAGCUCACGGAGGAGAAGAAGGUGGCUACCCCGGCCAAUUGGAUGCCGGGUGAGCCGUGCAUGGUGAUUCCGAGCGUGAAAGACGAAGAGAUCCCACUGCUGUUCCCCAAGGGCGUGACAUCCUACAAUGUGCCAUCGGGCAGAAAGUACAUCCGUGUCACCCCCCAGCCUGAUCCAUGACUUGGCUGUGGACGGGCGCACCAUUUACUGCAUCACAGGCACCAUGUUACUGCAUCAACUCACAGGGAACAUUCCCGAACGCUUAGACAACUUCACAUAGCCAAUCCUGUAGUAUGCACACUGCUUACUUCAUGGGCUUGCUUCAAAUUGUACCCGCGCUGAAA